Mercenaria mercenaria is the source of this 2037-nucleotide messenger RNA. Its product is annotated as methylosome protein 50-like. Gene Ontology annotation, cellular component: methylosome. The record is from RefSeq and is a predicted model, not a curated record. NCBI's taxonomy places the organism in Eukaryota, Metazoa, Mollusca, Bivalvia, Venerida, Veneridae. Gene Ontology annotation, molecular function: protein binding. The coding region runs from base 102 to 1208 and encodes 368 amino acids. Gene Ontology annotation, biological process: oocyte axis specification. The transcript has 8 exons.
GUAAUUCUCACGCUGUUUAUAUUACACGGAAGACCGAUUACGAAUUUUCUAUUUUCGCACAUGGUUUUGCUACAUAUUCAACCUGAUUCGCUUGAGUUGUAAUGGAUCAGACACCUGCAGUAAUGGAUAAACAUUUGGAGGUUGUACAGUGUCACAAAGAUGGUGGAAUAUUGUUAGGAGCUUCAAGUCUAACUGGUCGGUACUGGUAUGGUUCGCUGUGGUACUACCAGAACCCAGAACUUGCACCAGAUGUGGAGAAAUGCACUGCUGGAGUCCAACUAGAGGCAGGGCUAAAUGAUGCAUGCUGGGUAGAUGAUACCAGAGUGCUUGUUGGCAUGGACACAGGUGGUGUUGCAUUAUGGGAGUUGACGGAUGAUCUACACACAUUUAUACAACAAAGCUCAGCAACAGAGCAUGAUGGUAUAGUCUCCUCAGUUUGUGUUUGCCAAGACAAGAGGAAAGUCAUAUCAGCUAGUUUUGAUAAUACAAUAAAAAUAUGGGAUCUAGAAAGCUUCUCAUCAAUAUUUAGAUUUCGAGCACAUACAGAUGCUAUAUAUUGUGUACGAAGUCACCCAACUAACCCAGAACUAUGUCUAACUGCGUCACAAGACGGAAACAUAUAUUUAUGGGAUUUCAGAAAGAAAAAGCCUGUAUCAAGAUUAGACAAAUCUCCACUGACAAGUAUACCAACUUGUGUUGCUUGGCAACCAGGCCAGGAGCACGUAUACAGUGUAGGAAGUGAUAGCGGCCACCUUGUUGUACGAGACACAAGAACAGCAGUAACAGAAUCUGUCUCUAUAGUACCCCACCACAGAGGCAUCACCCGAAUACAGUUCUCACCUUUUCAGAAUAAUCUGGUAGCCAGUGUAUCAGAAGAUUGUACAGCUAUGGUGGUGGACAUUUCUGGGGAUAAACCUGAACAAUUGUAUAGAAGUACCUCACAUAAAGACUUUGUCAAGGGAGUUUCCUGGUCAGGGGAGAACACUCUGUUCACUUGUGGCUGGGAUGCUCAAGUUUGUUCCCAUACUAUUUCUAGCAGUGGUAUACAAGUGAACAAUGAAGCCGGGCCUACAAAUAUGGAAGUGAAUGGAGAUCAAGGGGAACCAGGGACAGCUGAUGUUAAUGACACUCAGAAUUCAGUGACUAAGUGUACAGUGAAUGGAGAUGGGGGUGGAGAUCUGGCGGUUAAACAGGAAACACCAACUUGAGAUCAGAUACAAUUUAGAUAGAUCUGUUACAAAUCCUUGUCUUAAACAUGCAAAAUGAUUUCUGUAUUGAUCAAAUGUUCAAAGACAGCUGUUUUGAUACAAAGUUCCUUGACAUAACAAUACACAUAUUUGAAUGAGGGUAAAAUAAUGGCAUACACUUUGAUUGAAUCAGAAGAAGUCAGUUUGAGAGACUGUUUUGGUGUAGAAUAGAUACUUGAAAAUUUUCUUCUAGACCUGUCCGAACAUUAUAUAGUUUGGAUACAGUUUUGGAUAUGAAAAAUUUUAGAAUAUAUAUUGUAAAACAUAUUGAAAUUUGAUAGUGAUAUUUCUUUACUGAUCAUUGAAAAGGACUUGUAGAAAUUUAGUCAAUAAAUUUAUGUUGUGGAAUGUAACACACAAAUCAAAAAAGAAGCUUUUCAAAUCUACUGAUGCAAAUUGGUAUUAAAAAUACUUCAUAUAACAGUAAUAGUUUUAUGCUUUGACAGAUAAAAUGUCUCUUAAUCCUGUAAUAAAACAUAAGAAAAAUCUCUAGUUAUAGAGACAAAUGUAGAACAUUUUGUUGAAUUACCAAAAGGGAUUGAUGGGUGCUUACUCUACAAACACCAGUUGUAUCAAGUGCUGGAAGACCAGUUCUGUGUAAAUGAUUUUAUACAGCCAGUGUUUAUAGCUCAAGAGCUGGUUACAGUACUUUCAUGCUUUAUACUGAUGUAAAUGAUUCUAAUAUUUUUAUGUCAAUGUUGAGGAAGUUGAAAAUGUCUGCUAUAUGUGAUAAUGGAAGAAUGUGCUCUUCUUUGGUCAUUGCUAACUUGGAAUAAAUAUGGAAAUUUUC